Molecule: messenger RNA, 1523 nt
Organism: Mya arenaria
Lineage: Eukaryota; Metazoa; Mollusca; Bivalvia; Myida; Myidae
Product: cytochrome P450 2U1-like
Exons: 1
Coding region: 3-1475 (490 amino acids)
Biological process (GO): xenobiotic metabolic process
Cellular component (GO): cytoplasm; intracellular membrane-bounded organelle
Molecular function (GO): heme binding; oxidoreductase activity, acting on paired donors, with incorporation or reduction of molecular oxygen, reduced flavin or flavoprotein as one donor, and incorporation of one atom of oxygen; iron ion binding
Source: RefSeq, a predicted model, not a curated record
GUAUGAAUAUCGUGAGAGAAUUAAGCUUAAUGGAUAAUUUUACUGUGUUUCUAGUAUUUCUUGUGACAUUCCUAGUUGUGUACAUCUCUACGAGACGCCUUACAGGGGUACCCCCGGGUCCACCCUGUUGGCCAUUUAUAGGGAACCUGGGUUCGCUAGCUGGGACAGAUACACUUCACACUUUGAGGAAAUUAAGAGAAAAAUAUGGAGACGUAUACGGGCUAUAUAUUGGAUCAGAGCUGACAGUUGUGCUAAAUGGUUAUAGUGCCAUCCAUGAAGCUCUUGUUAAGAAGGGAUCAUUGUUUAUGUUCCGACCAGACAACUACUUUACGAGAAACCAGGAACUAAAAGGUGGCAUCUUAUUUGAGAAUGGAAAAGAAUUUAAGGCGAGAAGAACGUUUGUCAUGAACUCCAUUAGGGAACUGUGCUAUAGCAGAAACGGCGCUGUUCUAGAGACAUUGAUUUAUGAUGAGCUGACCUGUCUGACGGACCACAUCGACUCAUUAGAGGAACCUUCCUGUCUACGAAAGCCUUUAUCUUUAAGCUUGGCAAAUGUCAUUUUCAGCAUUUUACACGGGCGCAGAGCAGGAUAUAACAAUGGGAGAUUUAACUGGUAUCUUAAAACGUUAGAGACUGGCUUCAAAGACUUUACAGCCAACCAGAUCAAAUGUUACUGCUUCCCGUUUCUCCGUUAUUUGCCUGGAGACCUGUUGGGCGAAAAGUGGUGUGCCAAAACAAGUAGGGAGUUGCACAAGUAUUUCGAUGAAAUGUGUCGGACACAGUUCGAAACUUAUGAAGAAGGAAGACAGUCAUGUAUAGUGGACUUUCUUCUACAAGAGGACUCUCCUAGUACCAAGGAGACGUUAUGGCGAACGUUACAUGAACUGAUGGCCGCUGGUAGCGAAACUUCAGCCACCACGCUCAACUGGCUGAUUCAGCUUUUAGUCGUAUUUCCAGACACACAGGAGAAAUUGUACAACGAAAUUGUCAAAAGUAUCAGAGACGACGCACCGUCAGUUAGAGACAAGGGUUCUAUUCCAUAUGUCGAGGCCACUAUCUUAGAGACUCUUCGCAUUGGGAGUAAUAUUCCCCUAUCUAUGCCACACUUCACUCUGGAUGAUGUGUUUUUCCGAGGUUAUCUCAUUCCUAAGGGAACAACCAUACUGCCGAACUUGGCGUCUGUUCAUUAUGAUCCUCUCAUAUUCCAAGAUCCUCUAACUUUCAAACCCGAGCGAUUCUUGGAUAAAGAUGAAUUAAGGGUUAUACCUAGUAGCAAUGUUAUUCCCUUUUCUCUCGGUCAGCGUUCCUGCCUUGGUGAGAGUUUGGCUCGAAUCGAGUUAUUUAUGUAUAUUACAGUUCUGGUUAAAAGAUACAAAUUUGUAAAACCAGAUAAGUCAGGCAUGCCAAGUCUGAAGGGUGUAUUUGGAAUAACACAUCGCCCACUGGACUAUCCUGUGAACGUUAUCAGAAGAUAGUUUUGGUGUAAUAGUACGCUGAUGAGAGGUUGCACUUUUUACUGUUGU